This is a messenger RNA of Colletotrichum godetiae, 345 nucleotides long. RefSeq lists its product as uncharacterized. Bases 1 to 345 code for a protein of 114 amino acids. NCBI's taxonomy places the organism in Eukaryota, Fungi, Ascomycota, Sordariomycetes, Glomerellales, Glomerellaceae. The record is from RefSeq and is a predicted model, not a curated record. The transcript has a single exon.
AUGAAGAUCGGCACAGGCUACUCGACGCAGACCUUCCGCCAGCUGUGCGAGGUGAAUUAUCCCUCGGGCGCGGCCUACGGAAACCCGGCGCUGUAUGAUAUUCUCAAGGUGUAUGUCUCGACGUUUGAGGAGUGCAUGGUACUGUGCGCGGCGCAUAACCAGGCGUAUGGGAGUAAUCUUGCGAGCGGGGAUGUCAAGGCCGGGGGCUACUGCCGGUCUGUCGCUAUGAUUAAGUUGCCCGGAGAGUAUUGUUACCUCAAGAAUGGUACUGGCAAGAUGGACACGCAGGGGCAUGCUCAGGAUUUUGUUAGUGGUGUCGUUAUUUCUGGGCUGCCGGAUGCGUAG